Messenger RNA from Mercenaria mercenaria, 3427 nucleotides. Its product is annotated as RNA-binding protein RO60-like. NCBI's taxonomy places the organism in Eukaryota, Metazoa, Mollusca, Bivalvia, Venerida, Veneridae. The transcript is spliced from 3 exons. Gene Ontology annotation, cellular component: ribonucleoprotein complex. Bases 80 to 1774 code for a protein of 564 amino acids. The record is from RefSeq and is a predicted model, not a curated record. Gene Ontology annotation, molecular function: RNA binding.
CAGUGUGUUACUAUUUUACAACAUCGGGCAGAUCUCAGUUAUUAUUGCAACGGAUAUGUAAAACACUGGAAGUGUCAAAAUGGGUUUAACGAGAUCAAAAUAUGCUACAGAUUAUAGUAUCGAGAGUUGGCAGCCUGCAAGAAAACCGGGGCCUUCGGAGCGGGCGCAACGGCAGCAGUUGACGCCCAAGCAGGUUCAAAACCGGUCCGGUGCCUACGUAUGGGAGGUGAACGACAUGAUGAAACUGCAGCGGUUCCUUUUCCUAGGGGCCGAUAACUCUUUCUGUUACAAAGCUAUCGACAAUGAACCUAAGAGAGAAAAUGCCCAGUGUAUCGACAGGCUAAUAGCUGACGGAAAGGGUACAGAUGUAGUGGAGCUUAUACGGGACAUCAGUCUUGCCGGCCGGGCGGCAAGACAGCAACCAACAAUGUUUGCUCUAGCCAUAUGUUGCAGAUGCAACGACCCAGCUACAAAGAAAAAGGCUUACGAGGCACUCAACGAGAUGUGCCGGAUUCCAACACACUUGUUUAUGUUUGUCAAAUACUGCGAAGAUGUAAGUUCUGGUACUGGGUGGGGCCGGGCACAGAGGCACGCAAUCGUUAACUGGUAUUUGAAUAAAUGCAAGAACCCGGUAGCAGUAGUUCGUCUGCUGACAAAGUACAAGAACAGAGAGGGAUGGACACACCGUGAUGUACUUCGUCUCGCUCACCCUAAACCAACAGACGACGCGUUAAAAGUCGUCCUGAAAUACAUAAUGAAAGGUUUUAUAGAGGCAAAAAUGUUGGUGGAUAAGGAGAUGGGAAAUGACGAAAAAAUUCUUAAGAUGCUUGAUUUCUUGGAAGCCACGGAGAAAGCGAAGAGAUGCACGGAUGAAGAUGAAAUGGUGAAAAUGAUUAGAGAGCAUGGUUUGGAGAGAGAGCACAUGCCUACGCAGCUGCUGAACUCGAGGAAAGUCUGGGAAGCACUUGUAAUGAACUUGAAGAUGGAAGCUGCAAUCCGUAAUCUGGGGAAAAUUUCGUCAAUGGGACUGUGUGGUGAGGGGUCUUUCGUUGAGCAGGCAAUCGCCAGUAAACUUACAGAUCAGCAAGCUUUGAAAGAUGCAAGGACCCACCCGUUCAAAGUGCUUCUGGCUUUGACAACGUAUGAAAAAGGAAGAGGGGAGAAAGGACAUUUGAAUUGGACACCAAACAAGAAAGUUCUGGAUGCGCUUGAUAAAGCCUACUAUUUGUCGUUCGCUGCUGUGGAGCCAACUGGAAAACGUUACCUGUUGGCCAUAGACGUAAGCGGUUCCAUGAAUGUUCCAUGCGUAGGAAGUCAGACCAUCACAUGCCGUCACGCUGCCGCAGCAAUGAUGAUGGUUACGGCGCGGACAGAAAAAAAUUUCGACAUCGUCGCGUUCUCGCAUGAGUUAAUGAUGAUGGAUAUCAAAAAGACUGACACUUUGCCCCAAGUUCUUGAGAAAACUGAAAAACUUCCGUUCGGCGGUACAGACUGUGCAUUACCAAUGCUUUGGGCAGACGAAAAGAAAAAGAAAUACGAUGUUUUCAUCGUGUACACGGACAGUGAAACGUGGUACGGCAAAGUACAUCCGUCAAGGGCUUUACAGGACUACAGAGUGAACAUGAAAAUCCCUGACGCGAAGCUCAUUGUUGUCGGAAUGGCAUCUAACGGUUUCAGUAUUGCUGAUCCCGACGAUCUCGGUAUGUUAGACAUUGUCGGUUUCGACUCCGCUGCUACACAGACCAUUGCUAAAUUCAGUCUCGGUGAAGUGUAAAAAUACACAUAUUAAUAUAGUUCCUAUGUGAACAAUGUUCUACAAGCAGUGCCCCGAUGUGAGCAGUGACUGUAAAGAGUGAUGAAAGUAACAUUUGCAUGGAACAUUAAAACUUUUUUUGAGAUCAGUCAUGCAGAUAAUUACAUACUGACGAUAUUUGCGUCCCUUGAUUUUUUUGUUUUGCUAAUUUGUAUAAUCUGUGUUAUAGAAGUACCCGUUUCGAUAAAAAUAUGGUAAAAAGAAAUUGCACAAAUCUUAAGAUAGAAUAUGUAGACACUUCCUUCUGUCAGAAAUCAGAUUCAUGGUCUCACUGACAAGUAUCCCUACAUUUCGAUUCCCGUGGGCAUGGUGGGAGGCGAGUGACAUACGUGGCAGUAAGCCAAAACAAAAACGUCUAAAGUCGAAUCGUUUUAGGCUUUUCUGUCUUGAAUGUGAAGGAUAUACAAUUUUGAGAUAUAUACAGCACUGAUAUAACUGUGUGUGUUCCCGCACCACACUGUAUUUACCGCUUAAUGAAAAUUUAAAUGAUUUUCUCCAAAACAUUUUAACUUCUUUUUAAUUAAAGAAAAAUACGAAGUGUAGAAGUUAUGCCUGCAAUUACAAAAAGAAUGACGAAAGUGUAUAUAUUGUGUGUAUACAUCUACAGUCGUUUAUAGGAUGUGAACAUUUCUGCUCAAAGUAAGUGAUGAGGGACAAUAUGUGUAAAAAUGAUAACUAUAUUAUACCAUAUACUUCAUGAAGAGUUCUGUAUCUGGUACUCUAUAAUUUUUAAUGCUUUCGAAUGUUAAAAUCUACAUAUAGCGGAGUUAUAAAUUUAAUGUUUUCAAGACAUUAGUGUUUUUUUUAUAUACAUGUAUAUUUUUGUGCAGAUGGCUACGUAUUAACAUGCAUACAUGAACAUUUAUAUGGUUUACAAUCUAAUACCUUAUUACAGAAUUUAGUCAAAGCUACUUUUCUCAAUUUAUGCUUUACUGUUGUAAACAGUGUGUGUUACUUUUCAUAUUUUAACUCUUCACAUUUUACAUUAAAAUAUGUUCACAAAUUCAUCAUUAAAAGUAUGUCACUUUUCUGGAAUCUAAAAUUUAAAUAUAUGUUAGUCAUUUUGAUCUCGUGAGGCGCGCGAGUUUAAUUUUCUCUAUUUUCAUCGUGCAGAUAAACAGUUGUUAUAACAAGUGAUCGUAAUUUAUAAAUGGCACAUGUCCGUUAUAUGUAUAUAUGGUAAAUAGAAAGAAAUGUAUAUGAAUUUUCUUGAGGCUGCUUACUUAAAAUUGGGAAUGACUAAAUCAACCAUUUAUAACGCGGUACAUUGAAAUUUCUUUCAAUGCCCACUCCAUGUGCACAUUUAGAUGGAAAAUACCCAUAUUCGCUUAAAGUUUUUAAUUCAGUACCGACAGUUUUUCUUUGAUAAUUUAUCAAAAUUUAAAAACAGACGAGUAAAUCGAUGAUGAUUUUAAAAAAUAUGCUAAUUUUAAAAAUAUUCAUAAUUCAAUGAUAAUAUUAUGAGGGUUUUUCAUUAUAUCGUGUUUGUUUCCAAAUUAGUAGCCUUAUAUAAGACGUUUUUUUUUUUAGAAUUUUCUUGUUUAUUGAAUGACAAAAUGUUGACUGUUGAUGUACGGAUAUGUCUUGUACAAUAAAAAUGGGUUUAGUGAUGAA